Molecule: messenger RNA, 820 nt
Organism: Helianthus annuus (common sunflower)
Lineage: Eukaryota; Viridiplantae; Streptophyta; Magnoliopsida; Asterales; Asteraceae
Product: thaumatin-like protein 1
Exons: 2
Coding region: 21-734 (237 amino acids)
Biological process (GO): defense response
Cellular component (GO): extracellular region
Source: RefSeq, a predicted model, not a curated record
UAAUCAAAGCUUACAUCAAUAUGGAGCUUCACUUACUCUUAUACCCUAUUCUUGCCACUAGUUUGAUGCAUGGUGUUCGCUCAUCGGUUUUCACGAUAAAAAACAACUGCCUUUUCAACAUCGCCCCAGGAAUUUUGACCAGCUCAGGGGCAUCAGUAACAACAGGAUUUGAACUUGCACCACAAGCCUCAAACACUGUUAACAUUCCAACACCAUGGUCUGGACGAGUCUGGGCUCGGUUUCAAUGUUCAAAUGAAGGUGGGAGGUUUAGUUGUAAAAGCGGAGAUUGUGGUUCGGGUCAAGUAGCAUGCAAUGGUGCUGGUGGAGCACCACCAGCAACCCUUGCUGAGUUCACAUUAGCAGAUGCAAGUGGAAAAGACUUUUAUGAUGUUAGCCUUGUUGAUGGGUUUAAUUUACCUGUUUCAAUUGUUCCACAAGGUGGUUGUCCAACCACCGACUGUCUGGUUGAUAUUAAUGCUCAAUGCCCGUCUGACCUAGCCGUGAAAGAUGGAUCGGGUGGAACCAUCGGAUGUAAAAGUGCAUGUGUUGCAUUUAACAAGCCGGAAUAUUGUUGCUCCGGAGAUCAUGGUACGCCGGAAACCUGCCCCGCAUCAGAUUAUUCAAGGUUUUUCAAAAAUCUUUGCCCUAAAGCUUAUUCUUAUGCGUAUGACGACAGAUCAAGCACUUUUACAUGUAAUACCGGCCCUAACUAUGACAUAACAUUCUGCCCAUGAUAUUUGUAUCUUUCUCGGCAUAUAGUUGAAAAAUGAUGAAGAAUAAUAAAUAAUAAUGUGCAGGGCCGGCCCUGAGAAUUCAUGUA